UCCAGUCUCUGCAAAUAAUCGCAGGAGAUAAUAACCCAAAAGAGAGUGAAAAAACACAAAAAAGUUGGAGAGCACUGGGUUUGCUCAAGUUGAACAGAAAUCGAAUCAAAGUGGGCUUUCUUCUACACUCCUUCCCUUUCUACUUCUCUCUCUCUUCCAAUCUUCUCAAUCAAUUAUACUUCUACUACUAUUCCAUUCUAUUCUCUCUCAACAUAUAUAUAUAUAUAUAUAUAUAAGAAUUCAGGGUUUUGAUUUUUUUCCAUCAGAUCCCAAAUUGUUUUUUUAUUUUUUUAUUUUUAAUCAUCAUCUUCAUCGACAUCAUCAAACAUGGAGAAAGUUAGGAGAGCAUCUCAUGCUGGUUCAUGGUACACUGACAAUCCUAGGAAAUUAGCAGAAGAGCUUGAAGGAUGGCUGGGGGCAUCUGGCCUGAGCAAAUCUUCUGAUGUACGAGCUGUGAUUGCUCCGCAUGCAGGUUACUCAUAUUCAGGUCGAGCUGCUGCCUAUGCAUUUGGAAACAUUGAUCCGACAAACAUUUCUCGGGUAUUUCUUCUUGGUCCAUCUCAUCACUAUUACACACCAAAAUGUGCUCUUUCAACAGCCACAGUUUACAAGACACCCAUUGGGGACCUACCUAUUGAUUUGGAAGUCAUUGAGGAGCUAAAAGCUACUGGAAAAUUUGAACUGAUGGAUAUUCGUGUUGAUGAAGCCGAACAUAGCAUGGAAAUGCACUUGCCAUAUCUUGCUAAAGUAUUCGAGGGGCACCCGGUAAAAGUUGUACCUAUUUUGGUCGGUGCUCUUAAUGCUGAAAAUGAAGCCCUGUAUGGACAGUUGCUUGCCAAAUAUGUGGACGAUCCAAAUAAUUUCUUUUCUGUGUCCUCUGAUUUUUGUCAUUGGGGUUCUCGGUUCAAUUACAUGCAUUAUGACAAGAAACAUGGGGCUAUAUACAAAUCUAUUGAGGCCUUGGAUAGGAUGGGCAUGGAUAUAAUUGAAACAGGAGAUCCAGAUGCAUUCAAACAAUAUCUGUCAGAAUAUGACAACACCAUUUGUGGACGCCAUCCCAUUAGUGUUUUCCUCCAUAUGCUGAGGAACUGCUCAACAAAGAUAAAGAUCAAAUUUCUACGGUAUGAACAGUCAAGUCAAUGCAAAAGUACGAGAGACAGUAGUGUAAGUUAUGCAUCUGCAGCAGGGAAGGUGGAUGCUUGAAGCUUAAUUGUUGCCAACUUACUAUAUAUUCAGAAAUUUAAUUUCUUUAAAUUGGCUGUAAUAUUUAACUUAAUCACUUGCAAGAACUGCUGAUUGAUGGUACUCUUUUCCCUGUUUAUAUGUUUAAUACUAAUAACGGAUCACUCUGCCUACU
Quercus robur (English oak) is the source of this 1357-nucleotide messenger RNA. RefSeq lists its product as uncharacterized. Bases 328 to 1203 code for a protein of 291 amino acids. The record is from RefSeq and is a predicted model, not a curated record. The transcript is spliced from 8 exons. Lineage: Eukaryota; Viridiplantae; Streptophyta; Magnoliopsida; Fagales; Fagaceae.